AGGUUUUGUUAAAUGGAAAAUCUCAUCCCUUUCCUAAAUAAGAUUUUUCUGGAAGAAAUGAGAAGAAAUAAUGAGAGUUUGUAGAACAUUAAAUGAAAAUGAAAUAUAUAAAGUUUACACAUUAAUCUAUAUAAACUCUUCUUCUAGCUUGAGGAGUAAGGUGAUUUUGUUUUACGUGGAGAAGGUGGAGCCUGUAAGGAUAAUUUCUUUAAUGGGAUUUGCAGACAGCUGAGGUGGGAGGUGUGUCCUCCUCUCUGCCACCUUCCCAGAGCCUGUGUCUUUAAGGGCACGUUCCCACAUGUUCACUCACCUUAAAGGUGUUUUGCCCGACUUGCUCAGCUGUCUAUUUCAAAAUUGCUUACAUGUUGCUUUCCAGAGGAAUUCAGAGAUACAAAAGGAGGAUGAUUGCUUCUAAAGCCUAGAUUUCAGCAUCAAAAUAGCAGAAGCCUAGGACCUUGAUGCUGUAUGAAUUCUUCAGUUGCUGUACAGGGUCUUUUUGAGGGGUAGGCUGCUGGCGAGCUACUUCUAAAUCAGACACACCUUUGGGUUGGGCUAUUUUGGAAACUAAGUAAUUGAUGAGGCUCAAGGUAUGGUCUGCUAGGAACAAGUGAUUUUAUUGUGUGUUUUUACAAGUACUUUGAUCAGCUGAUGCAGUUGACUGACAGUCUCCUCUGUAAGUAACUGAGGGCGGAGGAGUGGUGACCUGCAGUGAGCCUUUCCUGACUUUUUCCCAAAGUGGGGAUUGCUGGCUUGCCGGCAGCUAGGCAAGAAAGGAAAAGGAACCUGAUAUGGGGGUACCUUUAUUUGGGGAGAGUAAUUCCUUCUAUUCCCGGAUAUGGAAUGGACUAAGUCAGAAGCUGCAAGGCAAAAAAUCCUGGGAUAAACAUCUGGAUGAAAUCUAUUUACUCCAGCAGAAAAGGAUCUGGGAAUCCCCACUCCUCCAGGCUGCCAAAGAGAACAACCUUGCUGCCAUUAGGAAACUUCUCACUGACGGAACAUGCGAUAUCUAUCAGAGAGGUGCAGUGGGAGAGACUGCCCUUCAUGUAGCUGCCAUGUACGAUAACUUGGAGGCAGCAGUGGCUCUGAUGGAAGCAGCUCCUGAGCUUAUCAAUGAGAGGAUGACAUCAGAACUUUAUGAAGGGCAGACAGCUCUCCACAUUGCAGCAGCCAACCAGAACACCAUGUUGGUGAAGGCUUUGCUUAAGAGAGGAGCCAACGCCAGCACAGCAAGGGCCACUGGGCACUUCUUCAGGCGCAGUUCCCAGAACCUUUUCUAUUUUGGAGAACAUGUUUUAUCAUUUGCUGCCUGUGUGGGAAAUGAGGAAAUUGUGCAGCUGCUCAUUGAAAAUGGAGCUGACAUUAAAGCUCAAGAUUCUCUGGGUAACACUGUUCUUCACAUCCUGGUUCUCCAACCUAAUAAGACGUUUGCCUGCCACAUGUACAGCCUGAUACUUUCCUAUGACAGGAACAAAGAGGGACCAGGGUCUCUUGAACUGAUUCCUAACAAUGAGGGGCUUAGUCCAUUCAAACUGGCUGGAGUUGAGGGCAACACUGUGAUGUUUCAAUACCUUAUGCAGAAGCGGAAGCAGAAUCUCUGGUCCUUUGGCCCCUUGAGCACCGUGCUGUAUGAUAUCACAGAGAUUGACUCCUGGGCUGAAGAUCAGUCCUUCCUCGAGCUCAUAGUAUCCACCAAGAAGAGAGAGGCACGCCAGAUCUUGGACCUAACACCUGUGAAGGAGCUGGUGAGCCUGAAGUGGAACAUGUAUGGUCGUCCCUAUUUCUGUUUCCUGGCCUUAUUCUACAUCCUCUACAUGGUCUGCUUCACCAUGUGCUGCGUCUACCGGCCUCUGAAACCCCGCACAGGCAACAGAACCAGCAGCAGGGACAACACAGUCUAUGUCCAGAAAAUGCUUCAGGAAUCAUAUGUGGCAUAUGAGGAUGAGCUGAGGCUGGUGGGGGAGCUGAUCACAGUCAUUGGAGCUGUAGUAAUUUUGGUCCUUGAGAUUCCAGAUAUCCUUAGAGUUGGAGCAGCGAAAUACUUCGGACAAACAAUCCUAGGAGGGCCUUUCCACAUAAUUGUCAUCACAUAUGCUUGCAUGAUCCUGGUGACCAUGGUGAUGCGUCUCACCAGCACAACUGGGGAGGUGGUGCCCAUGUCCUUCGCCCUGGUGCUGGGGUGGUGCAACGUCAUGUACUUCGCUCGGGGCUUCCAGAUGCUAGGACCUUUCACCAUCAUGAUCCAGAAGAUGAUAUUUGGAGAUCUCAUGCGCUUUUGCUGGCUCAUGGCUGUGGUGAUAUUGGGCUUUGCAUCAGCUUUUUACAUCAUCUUCCAGACGGAGAACCCUGAAAACCUUGGGCAGUUCUACAACUAUCCCAUGUCCUUGUUCACCACUUUUGAGCUGUUCCUCACUAUCAUUGAUGGCCCUGCAAACUAUGAUGUGGACCUGCCCUUUAUGUACAGUGUGGUGUACUUUGCUUUCGCCAUCAUUGCCACCCUCCUUAUGCUCAACUUGUUAAUUGCCAUGAUGGGUGACACCCACUGGAGAGUGGCCCAUGAGCAGGAUGAGCUCUGGAGAGCCCAGGUUGUUGCUACUACUGUGAUGUUGGAACGGAAACUGCCGCGGUGCCUCUGGCCUCGCUCGGGAAUCUGUGGGCGGGAGUUCGGGCUGGGGGACCGAUGGUAUCUCAGAAUUGAAGACAGGGUUGAUCCCAACAAGCACAAGAUGAUGCGGUACACAGAGGCAUUUAAGGUUCAGGAUAGGGAUAACUAUGACAAAGGUUCAGAAAAGCUGGAAACCAAUGGGGACACCUUGUUCAAGAAGGAAAUGUCUGCUCUGUCACUGUCACGAAGCACAUCCAGAACUAGUUCUCACCGUGGCUGGGAGAUACUGAGGCGCAACACCUUCCGCCAGCUCUGUGGAGAGGUCGGUCCUGCUGUGGAUGAGGAGGUCUAUGAUGUCUAAGAAGCCUCUAUUUUCACUCCACAAUAUGUGAAGUGGCCCUUUUGCCAUGACAGUUGUCUUCUACAGCUGUUCAUACACUCCCAUUGUGCCACACACAUUCAUCAGCCUUGGAGAACUCUGCUGGUGAAGAUUUUGUGAGCAGUUCAUGACAUCUGUGCUAUGACAAAAGAAUGCAAUUUUGUCUCUCCUACUUAUAAGCGUCUCUGCAAUUGCACUGAUAUUUGCACCGAGCUGGUGGGCUUGUUGAGCUGUGUUAUGCAAAUGAUCAAAAGAAGCCUGCAGUGGGAUUUCAUCCAUUUACAAUGAAGUGAUCACAGUAAGCCCUCUUCCAGACUUACAUUGAGUAUCAUCCCCCCCAGGUUCACAAAAUUGCAAGGCUCUCAUAGCAAAGAAUGACUAAAGUUCUGAUUUAUGAUUUGACGCAGAACAGAAAAAAAACCCCAAACUCCCCAAAAUCCCACAAAUCCUGUAACUGAUCUCAGGAAUGAAGGUAGUUGUUGACACUGUGAUGCUUGAAAAGGACUGUAACUACUCAGCUGGCAUUCAGGGCCUGACAGACUUGCCCUCUGAAGAAAGGCAGUCUCCAUUAACUGCAAUUUCAACAUUUCUGGCUUAGCAGGACUGUUUUGGUUUUGGUUUGGUUUGCUUGUUUGGAUUUUUUUAUUGGUGAUGGAUGUUAUUGUUUGUUUUAAUUUUUUGUCACAUGAAUGCACUUUAAACUUUUGAAAAGAUGUGAUUGCUAUUCCUGGGAGGAUUUUAAAGUGGGAACUUCUUUUCCAGUUGAGAGAGUGUAUGACCUGGUUAGGUGACUUUCAGCAGUGUGAAAUUUCAGCAGAGAUAUUUAUCUCCCAAGUAAGCUAAAUCUGGUCUUUUGUUUUUGGUGGAAGAAUAGGUUUCUGAACCAUAGUUCCCUGACUUACAAAUGAGCCAUCAAGGUAGUGAGUUCUUACUUAACACAGAAAGAAAUGGUGAGGAGUUGCUGGAUAGAUGCAUAAGAGCUAUUGCAGAGACAGUUCAGAAACUGGUGCUCUCUCUGUCUCUCUCUGAAAGUCUAAAACCAUCCAAUGAACAAUAAGUCUAAAACUGUCCAAUGAACAACUAUCAACAGUUCCCUUCCAGGCAUGUGCCAGUCUGUCAGUUUAUCAUCUGCCUCAGGCCACUUUAAGAAAAAUGAAGAAAUGUUCAGAGAAAUGGACAGUCAUUUCAGGUUUUUUUUUUUUUGCAUUCUCAGGAGUGUGGAGUUUCAUUCCAGUAGCAGAAGUUAAGCAGAAAGCAAUCCACGGUCUUAACAUUUCCUUCCAAUGGUACUAGUAACAGCAACUUUGUUCUUUAAGAAAUUAAAGAUUUUUAUCUAGCACUAGACUUUGAGCCAAGUCACCCUGUGAUAAUCAAAGCAGACAAUGAAAAAACUGAAUCCAGUGGAUUUCUGAUUGUAUUGAAUUAUCACUGCAAACCUCUCCUACACCUUCUCACUUGCAGGUGCUGUAAUGAGUAUCAUGAUCUUUGCAAUCGUGUGUAUUUAUUUAAAUGCCCACUUUCUCUUACUUGAAUGCUUUUUUUUUUCUUUUUGUUUGUCUGCCAAUGGAAGACAGACAGAAGGAUGUCACUCUGGAAUUCAAUUGUAUGCUUGUAUGCUUUUGAGUUGACUGAUGUUAUUGAAUUGAAAGUGUUGCCUGGUCUCAGUCACUGAAGUGCUGUCAGUCCUUCCCAAAACCUUUGGCCUUUUCACUGGAGAUCUAUGGAAACGGGAGCAAUGUGGUAUGUUAACCAGAACUGUGAAAUGUUGCUCUGAUUGUAGAUUAAUUCUAUUUCAUAGUGAAUAGGCAAUAGCCAGAAGGGGAGAACUAAGGAUUUCCAGGUUCUAUCCCUGGCCCCAAAUAUAGAAGAAUUUUUACUAGUUUGAAAACUGCUAAAAUACAGUUACAAUGGAACCACAUACUGUCAUUUCUAUGAAAGAACUCCCCCUUGUGACAAAAUAAUGAUAAGGAUGAUAAUAAAUAAUAAUAAUAAUAAUGGUAGUUUGAAGUACCAGUUGUGUAGGCCCUGGUUCUGAUUUUGCAUUCUUCUUCUUUGCUAUAAACAUUGAGUAAUUUGAUCUUAGGUAUUUAAACAACACUUUGACGUGGCAGGAGGCAGAACAUAACUCAGUUACCAGCCCUAGGCAUUUUUUUUAAUUUUGGUAUCUGCUCUCCAAGUGCCUCCUUCCCUAAAAUUGCAUCCUGUGAUACUCAGCUUUCAAACUUCCUGCAUAGAACCCCUGCAAACAGCAACAUCAGAACUGUGUGAUUGAUGUUCUGACUUUGGAAUUGCCUAAUGUAAAUAGGAUAGAGAAUCACAGAAUCAUAGAAGGAAGGGACCUUUAAAGGUCAUGUAGCCCAGAAACUGAGCAGGUACAUCUUCAACUGGAUCAGGUUGCUCAAAGCCCUGUCCAACCAGACCUUGAAUGUUUCCAGAGAUGGUGCACCCAUCACCUCUGAGGAAAACCUGUUCCAGUAUUUCCCCACCUUCAUUGUGAAAACAUUUCUUACUGGCUCCUAUUGGAAUUUGACUUCCAAUUUCCUAAAAUGACUUACAUAUUUUAAAAAAACCAGAACACUGGAGAAAGACCCCCUUGUGCAAAAGGGGGCAGAAUAUUUUACCAAUAGUAAAUUGAUUCCCCAGUCUUUUGUUGAUGAUCGGUGAUGCAGACCAUUUUUAGAAUUAUUUUAUUUAUCUGUAGGAUAAAUGGCUACAGAAGAAAACUAGAGGUGUGGAAAAUUGGCAGAUGUAAUGGGCACACCAGUUGUUGGGAAUAUUAAAUUUAAUAUGUAAAUGUGGACUACCUACCCUCUUUCAUUUGGACAUAGAUACAUGAAAUGCACCCGUGUGAAUCUCAGGUGGUGAAAUAAUAGGAGGCACUGGAAUAACCUUUGAGCUGUUUCAAUGCAAUCUGGGUCUGACUCAGCAACAGCAGUGACUGCAGUCACACAGAGGCCAAGCACUUUCACUGUAAUAUUCUGCAUGAAUGUGCUGCUUCAAGUUUUGUGCUUUUUGGUGUAGUUAUAUCCUAAAAUUCUGAAACAGUAUUGCUGCUCCUUGCUGUUGCAAGGUGUCUUUUCUCUCUCUCCUAACAAUAUUGCAACGAUUUCAAAGCAUUCUUCCCCUCUCUGAAAGUGAUAACCUCAAACUGUCUUCUGCGUUACUGAAGUUUAUGAUAAUGUGAUGAAUGAAUGUUUUGAUCCACUUGCUUGUAGUUAAAUGAGAUAUAUUUUGCUGACAAUAAAAAUAUGGAGUGCCUUGA
This is a messenger RNA of Motacilla alba alba, 6243 nucleotides long. Its product is annotated as transient receptor potential cation channel subfamily V member 6-like. The transcript has 15 exons. Bases 789 to 2963 code for a protein of 724 amino acids. Gene Ontology annotation, molecular function: calcium channel activity; protein binding. Gene Ontology annotation, biological process: calcium ion import across plasma membrane. Gene Ontology annotation, cellular component: membrane. Lineage: Eukaryota; Metazoa; Chordata; Aves; Passeriformes; Motacillidae. The record is from RefSeq and is a predicted model, not a curated record.